AUGGUGCGUAUGUCGAUUGAAUUGCUGACUGAUGCGUCACAAUACGUGAACACGGUGAAAGAUCGAGAACUCAACUUGCGCUCGUAUAAAAUUCCCGUCAUCGAGAAUAUGGGAGUGACAAGGGAUCAAUUCGACACGCUCGACUUGACGGAUAAUGACAUCAAAAAGUUGGAGAAUUUUCCUCUUCUGAAGCGCCUCAACACACUGUAUGCUCACAACAAUCGAAUUCACUUCAUUCAACCUGAUCUUGGCGCCAAAUUGCCAAACCUGAAGCGUAUGAUGCUCACCAACAACAAUAUCACCGAAUUGGGUGACAUUGACGCUUUGGCCAAGUGCAAGUUCUUGGAGCAUCUAUCCUUCCAUGGAAAUCCAAUCACACACAAGGAGCAUUAUCGGCUAUAUGUGAUCUAUCGAAUUCCAACCGUUCGAGUGCUCGAUUUUCAACGCAUCAAGCUACAGGAAAGAGAGAACGCCAAGAAGCUGUUCAAAGGAAAGAAGAACAAGAAAUUGCUUGAGGAGGUUGGCAGAAAGAGCACUUUCAACCCGGAGGCUGACAAGGAGAAUCAGGCAGUCGACGAAGAAAUGGAGAAUGGAGAUGAGGGGGCAGGACGACCCGGACAACAGUUGAACGACGAGGAUAAGGCCAAGAUUCGGGAAGCUAUCCGAAACGCGAAAUCCCUACAAGAGGCCGAGUUUCUGCAAAGUGUCCUCGAUUCGGGUCGAAUUCCCGAAAAGGGCUGGAAUAUGGGUUUGGAGCUCUCUCGGAUGCAGUUCUCUCAACAACAAAAUGGUGCAGAUGGUGCAGAGAAAGGUUUCCAACCCGAAACAGAGGAGCAAGAAGGCGAGGCAAUGGAGAGC
Messenger RNA from Mesorhabditis belari, 858 nucleotides. NCBI's taxonomy places the organism in Eukaryota, Metazoa, Nematoda, Chromadorea, Rhabditida, Rhabditidae. The record is from the annotation of a GenBank genome assembly.